UUCUUUUGACCUUCAGAGGGAGAGGGCGUACCAUGUUAUCUCUCCACCCAAGCCUCCACCGCCUCCUCCUCUUCCUCUUCCUCUUCCUCGCUCACACAGCUGGUACAGGGGCUGAUGAUGACGUUGGUUGCCCGGGAAGGCGCUUGCAGAACCUCGGGGGGGACAGUAUCGUUUGUGUGUGUGGGGUUAAGGGCUGCCCCCCCCUCCUGCCCCCCCUGCCCCCCUCCACCACCACAACCGCCACCACCUUCACCACCUCUCGCGGGGGGCAACGCUUCAAGGAGGGGGAGGUGAAGGUGAUGAAGGCUGAUGAUGAUGAUGAUGAUGCCCCUAACAGCAGAGGGUUGGCAACAGUGAUUGAGGUGGCGGUCGAAGCUCCGAAGCAGAUCAUGAACGGUUUCGGAGGUUCGUUGACCGACGCAGCGGCGGUCACCAUGUCCUCUCUCUCUCCCUCCUCCCUGGACGCCCUUCUGAGGGCGUACUUCUCCCCCGAGGGCCUGGAAUACACCCUAGUGCGUGUACCCAUAGGGGGAUGUGAUUUCUCUCUUACACCCUACACCUACGCCGACACCCCCCCGGUAACCCCCCCUGGGACCCCCGCUGGGACCCCCCCUAGCGGCGACUCCUUGAACUUUGCCUUGAAGGAGGAAGAUGUCAAGUAUAAGCUUCCCCUCCUCCGUCGCGCCCUGGGCAUGGGUCGGCGCCCCCCCCGGGUAAUGGCGUCCCCCUGGGGUGCUCCCGCGUGGAUGAAGACCAACAGGAAGAUUAACGAGAGUGGGCAGCUGCUAAGGGAGAUGUGGCAACCCUGGGCGGACUACCUCGUUAAGUUUAUCGAAGAAUACGAGGGGGCGGGCGUUCCUAUCUGGGGCAUUACCACGCAGAACGACGCCUUCACUGAGGAGCCGAUUGUGAGUGACCAUUAUUAUUAUUAUUAUUAUUAUUAUUAUUAUUAUUAUUAUUAGGUAACUCUCGAUUUA
Eriocheir sinensis (Chinese mitten crab) is the source of this 977-nucleotide messenger RNA. RefSeq names its product lysosomal acid glucosylceramidase-like. The transcript has 6 exons. Gene Ontology annotation, molecular function: glucosylceramidase activity. The coding region runs from base 33 to 962 and encodes 309 amino acids. The record is from RefSeq and is a predicted model, not a curated record. Gene Ontology annotation, biological process: glucosylceramide catabolic process. Lineage: Eukaryota; Metazoa; Arthropoda; Malacostraca; Decapoda; Varunidae.